UUGAAAUGUCAUUUCUGUAUCAACUGUAUCCGUAUAAAAUGAUUUGUUUUGUUUGCAAUUCCAACGUUGAUCAGAAUAGCUAUACUAACAUGUUUUUCAUAUCUCUUCCACACAUUCAAAACCUUAUGGUAAAUUUUGUAUUAAAAGUACUUAAAUUAUCGCUUUCCGACCUAAGCAGCAAUUAUAUCUGUGUAAGAUGUUACAAUUUAUUUGGAAUUCUUGAACAAGUGCAGUGGACAGCCGCAAACAUACAAUCAGAAAUUUUAAAAAUUUUUGAAAACCGCAGCAAUCAAAAAUCGAAAUUAAUCAAGCUUACGCCAAGUGUCUCAGAAAUGGAGAAGGUCGACGAAAAACAUUAUACAAAUGAAAUAGUCUGGAAUCAUCUAUCGGACAAAGAUUUGAUCUCGUUAAGCAAUGUUACAAAUAAAAUUAUACAAAAUUAUGUGAUAUCUAACGAAGUGGAUAUUCAGUUUAAUAAAACAUCGUAUGGGAUGUCGAACGACGUAGAAAUUCAGAAUAGUAAUAAACCGUCUGUGAUAAGUAACGAAGAAGAGUCCAAAAUAACAAACUGCGUUGCCAUUCAACAAUGCUUAGAAAAUGACAAGGUAUCUGAUGUGUCGUGUAAUAUGGAGUCUUUAAAUUCAAAAGAUCCAACCACUAAUAUACUUUCCGACACCAUCGUAACUGCCGACGUUGACAAAAAAUCUAACUCUGAAUGGCAGAAUACGAAGGAUAUUUCAGAUUUACAAAAUGAUGCCAAUGACAAUAAAAAUUUAAAUUCUGCAGAAAAUUCGGAGAACCCAAGAAUAAAUUCCAGUCAUAGAAUCCAGUCAUCGUGGAAGUCGGGUAGAAUCUCUAAGUACAGCCAGAAACUUUUAAAGCACAGCUGCCCAACUUGUAACAAAAAGUGGCGAACAUCCACAGAGCUCAAAAUCCAUAUGAAGUCUCACUCUAACUUGCGACCUUACAUGUGUGAAAAGUGUGGACAAGCUUACAAGCACAAACACGCAUUAGAGAUUCAUGUGGGCAUGCAUAAUGGUGUGAGUCCUUUUCGCUGCAGUCAUUGCAAUAAAUGUUUUACGCAGAAAGGUGCGUUACAUAGACACUUGCCAAUGCACACCGGUGAAAUGCCUUAUCAGUGUGAGUUGUGCGGCAAGAGAUUUGUGCACCACACAAGUUACAACAUGCACGCACUAUCGCACACAGGGAAAAAAUCUUACAGUUGUCACGUGUGCGAUCUUUCAUUACUGUCCACCUCGCAUCUGAAGCGACAUAUGCGUGUUCACUCGGGCGAGAAACCAUACACUUGCAGCGUUUGUGGCAAAAGCUUCGCCGAGCGCUACAAUCUAUUGGCCCACCAGAAGAUCCACGAUCCCCUGCAAACGACCGUUAAGGAGAUCAAAAGGAAUCAUUACAAGUGAGUACUUGAACGCGAGGAGAUGUCAUUGUUAUUGCCAACGCAACCUAUUCCAAUUCAAUACGAGCAAUUAUGAAAUGUUUCGCGUGGGGUGUUGGUGAUGUCUAUAAAAAGUUAU
Molecule: messenger RNA, 1535 nt
Organism: Ceratosolen solmsi marchali
Lineage: Eukaryota; Metazoa; Arthropoda; Insecta; Hymenoptera; Agaonidae
Product: zinc finger protein 235-like
Exons: 4
Coding region: 6-1421 (471 amino acids)
Biological process (GO): regulation of transcription by RNA polymerase II
Cellular component (GO): chromatin; transcription regulator complex; PcG protein complex
Molecular function (GO): RNA polymerase II cis-regulatory region sequence-specific DNA binding; DNA-binding transcription factor activity, RNA polymerase II-specific
Source: RefSeq, a predicted model, not a curated record